GAGUUUUUUUCCGUUUUAACUUUUUUUUAAAAAAAUAUAUUAAAUAAUACCUCAUUCUUGGAAGUUUUUCCCAGAAUGACUCUGACGUAAUCUCGCUAGUCCAAGUAGCGAUUUUUAACCAAAUCUCGCUACUCCAAGUAGCGAGAUCUACUGUUUCGUAAAGGGUUCGUGGUGACGCGUGGCAAUUAUCGUUACUCGAAGUAGCGAGAUUUAAUUGGGGGAAGUAACACUCCGGCAGCCACGUUUCGACGCGUGUAACUGUCUGCGAACCAAAAUUUGACGCGUGGCAAAUCUCGCUACUCCAAGUAGCGAGAUUUUGUUCUGAUAAUUAAUGCUCUGCCAAACCCUUUUGAAUUACCUCCAGCCGGAUGUCGACGCGUGGCAAAUCUCGCUACUCCAAGUAGCGAGAUUUGCUUGAAAAUAACCUCGCCAGUUCUUUCUUCCUCCUUUCUUGCACGAACAGACUGUUGCAGAGCCGAGCAGUGACCGUUGAAGGAAGACAGCCGAGCAGGUGACCGUUGGGGGCUUCAUCACAUUACAAGUUAUAUAAGGAGAUGGGGAUCGAUCCAGGGCCGUCCGAUACUACUGUACUGUCUAUGGCGAUCAGCACCGGUCUAGUCGUGCGUGGACCGAUUCGCAUGCUGACGUCUUAUAUUGCCGAGGGGGCAGUCAGAGCAUACAGGAUAGGAUAGGUGCAGACCCUCGCAUUAUUGAUUGGAUACGUGAGGCAGGUUUUUAUGGGAUAUAUCAGAUUGGCCAUAUCCAGUUGGAUUGGCAUCUUGUGACCGCGUUGGUCGAGCGAUGGAGGCCAGAGACACACACUUUCCACUUGCCGCACGGGGAGGCGACUAUCACAUUACAGGAUGUCGCAGUGUUGUUCGGGCUACCGAUUGAUGGGUUGCCCGUCACUGGUCGUACAGCUGGACCAGUACAGGAUGGAGGCGUCGGUCAGGGGGGAGGACUUCGCCGCAUGUGCGAGAGAUUGUUAAGAGUGGUGCCCCCAGACAGUGAGCUUGUUGGUGCCCGCAUUCGCAUGCGGUUUCUAGAGGGGGAGAUGUUUCGCCAGCUUCCGGCUGAUGCUGAUGAUCAGACUAUAGCGUGUCACGCACGUGCCCACAUGCUGCGAUUGAUAUGUGGGACGCUGUUCUGCGACCUAUCGGGGAGUUACGCUCACUUGAUGUUCCUUCCACUGCUCGCGGAGCGAGCAGAGAUACUCCAUUAUAGUUGGGGUGCUGCGACGUUAGCUUGGCUGUACCGGGAGAUGUGCCGCGCCGCUAACGUGUCGCACUCACAGAUCGGAGGAGCACUCCGCUUAUUGCAGGUUUGGGCGUGGGAGAGAUUCACGUCGUUAGCUCCUACGCGCCGCGGUGUCCGACAUCUUAUUCAGAGGGAUGAGGAUGGACGACCGAUUGACCCAGCUCCACUCGCGUGGAGGUGGAGGGAUCAGUUGUUGGCGCCUAAUGUUGCGUAACACACGUUGCCCUGGUACAGAUUCGAGCUGGACAUGCACCGGGAGCACGAGUUCGUAUGGGCGCCCUAUACGGAUGACAUUGUUGCCGACCUACCACCUGGUUAUGCAGUUGGAUCAGACCUCUGGGUUGCCCGAGUGCCACUCAUAUGUUUUCAUAUUGCCGAGUGGCAUCUCCCAUACCGAGUGAUGCGCCAGUUUGGCUUUCGACAGGGCAUUCCCGGUCGCUUCUGUACCUCAGGGGUGGAUGUACGUGGGGAGGACUUGCACGAGAUUGAUGGUCGCGGUCGGGGGAACACAGAUUGGGCAGCGGAGCACGCCAUGUACGUGAGUAUGUGGGUACAUAGGCGCGACUACAUUGUCGAGGGAGUCCGGGCAGAUGGCCCGAUGCGUCCGGAGGAUCCAUAUUACGCGUGGUACAGGUCAAUCACACGUCGCUUCGUAGAUUGGACUGCGGCGGUCUACAUGAGCCUCGUACGCUUACUCAAACGUGUACCUAAUUUGUUACCGUGAUGAUUAGUAGUUCAAUGUUUUAAACACUAUUUUCGUAUGAUGCAGGCUGAUGUAUUACACCAGGUGGAGUCGCUAUCAUCAGACCCUGUUGUGAGCGAUUUAGCGAGAGUUGGUUUGGAUAUUGUCUACGAGGACGGGUGACGGAUCCUUACCCCACGCCGGACACAGGCUCCACGAGGUGGUCGAGCAGCUCCAGAGUGAGGGGGUCGAGCAGCUACCUCCAGCCGUCCAUCGAGUCCGACCUUCUCACCACCCAUUGUACAUGAGGAGUAUGUGUUUGGGCCGUCCGCUGCUGAUAUUGCGGGACCCUCCAGUAGACCGGCCGAUUAUCGAUCUGACUCUGCCGCGACGCCAUCAAUGUCGUACUUACUAGACGACCCUCUCGAUGCGGAGGAGGUGGACGCACCCGACUUGCCAGCUCGGACUCGUCCAGAGACUACAUACGACAUAGCUCCUCGUCAGCUUCACCUAGAGAGGGAUUCUCCAGUACGUGUGGGCGGAGACGACAGACAUGUAGCCACUCGACGUGACUGGACACCAGACGCGGAGGAGCAGCCAGGUGAGGGCAGACACAGACGGCAGCCACCCCGACACCGGAGACGACCUCCAUGAGGUACCGAGUAGCCGAUAUAUGCCGUUGUGAAUUAGUUCAUAAUUUGAUUUGUACAUCAGAUAUAUGUUUACAGCUUCAUUUGUACAUAAUGUAUUUAUUCAUUAUUCAUUUGGGCAAAAUGUAUUUACUAAUGACUUCAUUUGUACAGCAUCUAUUUGUAUAGAAUAUAUCAUUUCUCCUUUAUUUCAA
Malania oleifera is the source of this 2783-nucleotide messenger RNA. Its product is annotated as serine/threonine-protein phosphatase 7 long form homolog. The record is from RefSeq and is a predicted model, not a curated record. NCBI's taxonomy places the organism in Eukaryota, Viridiplantae, Streptophyta, Magnoliopsida, Santalales, Ximeniaceae. Bases 971 to 1471 code for a protein of 166 amino acids. Gene Ontology annotation, biological process: meristem maintenance; meristem development. The transcript has 4 exons.